AUGGCUCGUUUGGGUUCAGCCCUCUCAGCCCCAGACCACUGCAGCUUUGGCCCGGCGCUUUUGCUGCGGGGCUCCGCGCGGACGGGUGUUCCGCUGCUUGUCUUCGGGGUUGCUUGCCUUGGGCCCCCCUUGCCCACUUUGGACUUUGUGACUCUGGGCCCUCAGCUGCCGCCCCAAGGCUCUGUCCGCUUGGAGCUUUCGCCGCCAACGUACGGCAUGGCGUGGUUGGGCCCACCACCCUCCGCCGUUGACAUGUGUCACACUGGCUUUCCCACGCCUUUGCGGAAGCACUACUGCUUGGGCUUGGCACCUUUCGCCUAUGGCCUGUCUUGGCCGGACCUGUCCUCGUCUAUAAUGGAUCAUGCACACUUGGGCUUGGCGCUGUCGCUACGCUGCUAUGGCUGCAUCGGCCCAACGUUGCCGGUUUUUGGCAUGAUGCGCCUAGGCCCCUCGCCCCCAAUACUGGACCACAUGCGGCUGUCCUCCUCGCCCUCGUUGCGGAGGUUUGCACAGCCAGACCUUUCGUUGCCCGCGUUCGGGGCGAGCAAGCUGGGUGAGUCUUUAUCAGCACUGGACCUCAUACACGUGGGACCCUUCCUGUUUUUGCAGAAGCCCAUGUGCCUGGGCUUCACCUUGUUCGCCUACGGCCUGUCCUGCCUGGGUCCUGCAUUGCUGAUGCCAGACAUCAUCCACUUGGGGUCCGCCAUGUCUCUCAAGGGCCUCGCACGGGUAGACUUCAGCCUGUUGGCCUAUGGCUUGCUGUGUAUGGACUUGUCCCCGCCUGCUGCAGAUCUCAUCACCUUCGGGCCCUCGCUUGUGCUGCGGAAGCUCUCGCGCACGGGCAGUCUUCUCUUGGUAUACGGCUUGGCGCGCACGGGCCUGUCAUGCUCGGUUCUGGACUUUGCGUGCCUUGGCAGCUCCUCAUUUUUCCGAACCCUUUCCAAGGCUGGCUCUGCCACGCCUACCUACGGCAUGAACUGCUUGGAGCUGCCGCUGUUGGUGCUAGACUACUUGCAGUUGGGAUUUCCGUUGCUUCCUCACAGCUCUGUGCAGUGUGACCCGUUGUCGCCACUUUAUGGCGUGGCUCGGCUCGGCUCCUUGCUGCCGGUGUUGGAGCAUGUGUGGACGGCUAGCUCCAUGUCCUUCAGAUCCUUCUCUCGACCUGGGCCGUCGAUGUUGGUCUAUGGCAUGGCGCGCUUGGGCUUCCCCCCUCCAGCCCCGGACCCUGUGACCUUGGGCUUUUCCACCUCCUCGAGGGCUCUCGCAAGGCCGGAGGCGCCUCCAUCUAUGCCGGGGCUCCUUGACAUAGCCUCUGGCAUGAAAGUCUUAGGCCCCAACGACUUUUGCAGCGCCUACUCAGUGCGGAGCUAUGCCCGGCUUGGCUCGCCCCUACUGCUCUAUGGCCUGACAUGCUCGGACUUGCCCUCGUCAGCCCUGGACCCUGGGAGCCUUGGCUUGGCCUCCUCUCUCAGGUCCCACUGUCAUUUGGGCUUGCCCUUGUCAGCCUUCGGGAUGGCGUGCCCUGAGCCUUUGCUUUCGGCCUCGGAUUUUGUGACUCUGGGCAGCUCCACGCCAGCCAGCGCGCUUGUCCGACUGGACGAUUCCUCGUCCCCCUACGACUUCGCCAACUUCCGCAGCGGCUUGUCUUUGCGGAGCUACACGCGUCCCGGUCUCGCCACGUCUGCAUAUGGCCUGGCGCGGCCUGGUUUGCCCUUUCCCGUGUUGGACUUUGUGCACAUGGGCUCCUUGUCGCCUCCCCGCAGCCUCGGCCGCCUGGAAGCCGCCGCUUCGGCCUUUGGCUGCGCCCGCUUGGGGCCAACGACUCCGGUGUCGGAUUUCGUGUCCCUGGGUGUGCCGCCGCCCACGCGAGGCCACCUGCGGCUUGGCCCCACGACCUUGGCCUAUGGCGUCAUGUGGCCUGGCUUUUCGCCGCCGGCCUCAGACCCUCUGAAGCCAGGCGUGUUGCCUCCCCUGCGCAACCCCGCACAUCUAGGCAGCCCGCUGCCCGCUUACGGCGUCGCGCGCUUGGGAGUGCCCUUGUUGGUCCUGGAUUCCGUGACCACCGGCCUUUCGCCUUUGUUGCAGGCACCUGCCUGA
Molecule: messenger RNA, 2097 nt
Organism: Effrenium voratum
Lineage: Eukaryota; Dinophyceae; Suessiales; Symbiodiniaceae
Source: the annotation of a GenBank genome assembly